AUGGUUCUUGCAUUUCCUAUUUGGAAGAAUUGUUCCCUAGAGGUGAUUGACCCUACAACAUUCACUCCUUCAUGUUCUUCCAUCAUUUUACUCAAUGAAACCACUCUCUACACUCGUUACGAACCAAGUGUUGAAUUUUCAUUGUUUUAUCAGUUUUUUGAUACCAAAAGUUUUGAAUUGUGUUCGAAUGAGCAACAACAAGUAUCGUCAACCAACCUAUUAUUGUUGUUUUCCAAAUAUGGAAUUGAGAGUUGUGAACGUUUAUUUUGUGAGGAUUUUCCAAAACUCAUUAAUAAUUUUACUCUUUCGAAUGAUGAUUCAAAGAAGAAAAUUCUUGAUUUCGAUCUUUCCUUGUAUGUGAAACAAUAUUUAAAUGAUACGUAUGGCGUCACUUCUCUACGCAAUCAACAACGAGUCGCUAGUGAAUUUGCAUACAUGAUGAAUUACUGUCAAUAUUGUAAGAGAUCAGAUUUUAUUGAAUUUCACAGAAACAUGAGUCAACACUAUGCCAAUCCCAAUAAUACUUGUUUUCAAUAUUUGAAAUCUGACGCAUUUUGUAAUUAUGGUCAUUCAAAUGCUCUCGCGCCGUGGAACAAGUCAACAUGGAUGAAUGUAUCAUCAUCACCACCACCACUAAUACUCGAUAGUGAUCUUCAAAUUCCACUCAUUUAUGGAAAUUCUCUACUGAUUCAACCCUCCCUUAAUUCAUGGAUUUGUUAUUGUGGAAAUUCAAAAUAUGGUUUCAAAUGUGAUUACUUUUCUACGACUUUUAUUGGAUUCACUUUUCAAGCGUAUCCAGUGAUUGCAUUUGUUUUACCUCUUUUUUUAAUUUUUGUGCAUAUUGGAUGCGUGAUUGUUCCAUCUUUUUAUAGAGGAAUUUUGAAAGUGAAAGAUCAUAUGAAACAUCGAAUGGUUAAAUUUUAUAGAGCUUUCUAUGAUGAAUUCUUUACAUUGAAUUGGUUGGCCUAUAUUUGUAUUAUACUUCAUUUGGUAUUUCUAUCUUUGGAAAAUUUGUUUGCAAUUGCCACGAGUCAAAUGUUUCAAUUGAAAUCGACAAUGGGUUCUGGAUUUUUUAGAGCCAUUCACUUGUUAUGGAUCUUUACAGCUCUCUUUUCAACCUUUGUGAUUUGGUUUAAUUUAUUGAUGGGUGUGAACAAGGGAUCCAAAUCUACCAAUCGCAUCAGCAGUCAUGCAAGUGCGAGUGUCAUUGUGUUACAUCCUGCUCUCAAAAUUCUAGUUCUCAUCUUUGCUGCACUCUUCCUUUUAUUGUUAAUUUUACCAAUUGUAUAUCUUGCCAUUCCAUCCAUUGCCAAAAUAUUCAAUUUAACCUUCUUUUCUCUUAGUCUGGCCAUUACCAUUGUAUUUGUGAGUGGAUUCUUUAUAUUUGGAGCACGUUUGUACUUGUUGUUGAGAAAGGCGAAUCAUCUCUCAAUUUUUCAAAUCAAAUUUACGAGAGCCAUCAUGUUCUUGACCGUUGUGGCAGCCUUAGUGUUCAUUGAAAUUGUUUUAAUCAUGAUUGAGUAUGGAUCUGGACAGGUCAUGUUGGGAUUAUUCUAUCGAUCGGUGAAUUUCAAUAUAAUGGAUGUGACGUGUUGUUUGGUAACUAUUGGAAUGAUUUACUUGUUUACUCCCAUUGAGGAUUUGAAACAAUUGUAUGGUGUGAAUUGUUGUUUGGAGAGGUUGAGGAGGUUAAAGGGAAGGGCCACUUCUACUCAUAAUAAUAAUACAAGUAGUAGUAUUGGUAAUAAUAAUACGAUUGAUAAUAGUAGUAAUAAUAGGGAAUUGCCAUUGACAACAACAACAACGACGAUGAGUAAUUUGUAG
This is a messenger RNA of Naegleria fowleri, 1824 nucleotides long. RefSeq lists its product as uncharacterized. Lineage: Eukaryota; Heterolobosea; Eutetramitea; Acrasida; Naegleriidae. The record is from RefSeq and is a predicted model, not a curated record. The transcript has 2 exons. The coding region runs from base 1 to 1824 and encodes 607 amino acids.